Molecule: messenger RNA, 4971 nt
Organism: Owenia fusiformis
Lineage: Eukaryota; Metazoa; Annelida; Polychaeta; Sabellida; Oweniidae
Source: the annotation of a GenBank genome assembly
CGCCACUUAAGAAAUAGCGCAUUUUCAAACAUGAGGGGGUUCUGUGGGUCUCCGUUUUGGGAUUCCCAAUUGACGUUAAAUACAACGAAUCCCUCGUUGACACCAUGCUUUCAAAGCAUCAUCCUCACCUGGAUACCAUGUGUAUACCUGUUCAUUGUUGCCAUAGCGUACAGCUUUCAACUGAAAACAACAACAACAGCUUUUAUCAAGAAAAACUGGCUGAACACAACAAAAACAGUGCUUGGCUGUGUCCUGGUGGUAUUGACACUAGCUGACAUAUUUAGAGGGGCCCAUGAGUAUGCUACUGGUCAACCAAUGUUCCCAGUUAUGAUUGUAACUCCUGUGCUGCAGUUUGUCGCCAUGGUGCUUGCUACGUUGUUUAUCCAGUGGGAACGUAUCCGAGGUAUCAGAUCAUCAGGAUAUCUCUUCUGUUUCUGGUUGCUUGUCAUAAUUGGAAACAUCUUCAUUUACAAGUCUAAGAUAGAAGAUGUCAUCUCAAAGGGUGACAAUGCUGAUGUGUUCAGAUUUGUUACAUUCACUCUUCACUAUGUGUUAGUGUUGGUCCAGGCGGUGCUAGCCUCAUUAGUAGAUGCUGUACCUGAGAACUUAGAUAUACCUGAGAAUGCCUGCCCAGAGGAGCAUUCAUCUUUCCUGUCUCGAAUCACAUUCUGGUGGUUCACAAGACUGGUUGUUAAGGGUUACAAGAAGGCACUAGAGAUUGAAGAUCUCUGGGGAAUCAAUAGAGAGGAUCUAUCAAAGAAUGUUGUCAGAAAGUUCCAAGCAGCUUGGAUGCAAGAAAUGGCAAAAAGUAAAAAAUCAAAGCAGCAGAAUGCUUCAAAGGUGCAAGCUGUUUCAAAAGAUGGAGAUAUCGAACUUAAAACACCAUUGAAAGGCCAAACAGACUACGAUGUCACAGUUAAGACAAAGAGCAAGAAAGGAUAUGAGCCGUCACUUGUUAAAUCAAUGGCCAAAGCAUUUGGAGGAACAUUUCUGAUUGGUUCUUUGUUUAAAUUAAUCAAUGAUAUCCUCAUGUUUGUCAGUCCACAGCUUCUUAAGUUAUUAAUAGGAUUCACACGCAACAAGGAUGACCCUUUAUGGAAGGGCUACAUGUAUGCAGCCCUCAUGUUCAUUGUAGCAUUGUUCCAGUCUAUUAUACUCCAUCAGUACUUUCACAAAUGCUUCGUUGUAGGCAUGCGUCUAAGAACUGUCAUCAUCGCAUCAGUUUACUCAAAGGCUUUGAAUCUCUCAAACAGUGCAAGAAAAUCAUCAACAGUUGGAGAAAUUGUGAAUCUCAUGUCCGUGGAUGCUCAGCGAUUCAUGGAGCUCACCACAUAUCUCAACAUGUUGUGGUCCGCCCCGUUUCAGAUCUCUGUGUCUCUCUAUUUCCUUUGGAUGACCCUAGGGCCCAGUGUGCUGGCGGGACUGGCUGUCAUGGUUCUCCUUAUUCCAAUUAAUGCACUCAUUGCCACAAAAGCAAGGAGCCUACAGGUGAGGCAAAUGAAACAGAAAGAUAGUCGAAUCAAACUGAUGAAUGAGGUUUUGAAUGGAAUCAAGGUUCUAAAGCUUUAUGCCUGGGAGCUGUCAUUCAAAGAGAAGAUAUUAGGUAUACGUAAUGAUGAACUGGAUGUCUUAAAGAAGGCUGCAUAUCUUAAUGCUGCAUCGUCCUUUACAUGGACCUGUGCCCCAUUCAUGGUGUCUCUGACGACAUUUGCGGUUUAUGUGUUAUCAUCCCCUGAAAAUGUAUUGGACGCAGAGAAGGCUUUUGUCUCAUUGUCUCUGUUCAACAUUCUACGAUUUCCCCUCUCUAUGUUGCCCAUGUUGAUAUCUAACAUUGUACAGGCGAGUGUGUCAGUGAAGCGUCUCACAAACUUCUUAAAGAAUGAAGAGCUAGACCCUGAUAAUGUACAGCAUGAUGAUGUGCCUGAUUAUGCCAUCAGUGUUGAAGGGGGUAGUUUCCAGUGGGACAAAGACCUUAAAGAAGAUGAACAGACUGGCAGACUAGAUAAUAUUGACAUGAAGAUAAAAGAUGGCGCCCUAGUGGCUGUUGUGGGCACUGUUGGUUCGGGGAAGUCAUCACUCCUGGCGGCCAUGUUAGGAGAGAUGGAGAAGAACAAUGGCAAAGUUAAUGUCAAGGGUUCAGUUGCAUAUGUUCCUCAACAAGCAUGGAUACAGAACUGUACAUUGAAGGACAAUAUUCUAUUUGGAGCAGAAACCAAUCAGGAUUCCUAUGACAAGAUCAUUGAAGCAUGUGCCUUGACCCAGGACCUACAAAUGUUGCCUGGUGGUGACCAGACAGAAAUCGGUGAAAAGGGCAUCAAUCUCUCCGGAGGCCAGAAGCAGCGUGUAAGUCUCGCUAGAGCUGUGUACUCCGACAACGACAUCUAUCUGUUGGAUGACCCUCUUAGUGCAGUUGACUCACAUGUGGGCAAACAUAUCUUUGAGAAAGUCAUUGGACCAGAGGGCUACCUUAAGAACAAGACGCGUGUGUUGGUGACUCAUGGUAUAGGCUUUUUGCCCCAAGUAGACCAAAUCAUUGUCCUAGAACAAGGUCAGAUACGUGAGAUGGGCUCAUACACUGAACUACUAGACAGCGGGAGAGCAUUCGCCGACUUUCUCCGCAAUUAUCUCACAGACCUGGACAGUGAAGAACUGGAGGAAUUGGAUCCCGACGCUAUGACAUUGAAGGAUGACAUCCUCUCCCAUAUUGGCAGCUUGGUAGAGGGUGCUGAUAAAUUACAGAGGUCUAUAUCUAAGCCCAGCAGAACCAGGACCACCAGUGAAAUGUCUAAGAAGACUGCCUCUCAGCACAGUCUCAACAAAUCCCUAUCAGGCUCACAUGCCAAACUGAACAAACAGGUAGCCAUUGCAAAUGAUAAAGCAGAUCCUGUUGAUGUUAAUAAAUUGAAAGAUGGCGAUGAGAAAGAGAAACUUAUUCAGGCUGAAACUUCUAAGACUGGAAGAGUCAAACUGAAGGUGUUUGCAGCCUAUAUGAGGUCAGUUGGCAUGAUUAUCUCCGUGUUGAUCUGCUUAUUGUAUAUCCUCAACAAUGUUGCAUCCAUUUACUCCAACAUUUGGUUGUCUGAUUGGAGCAACGAUGCCGCUAGACAAACAAAUGUAACUUCACAAGAAGAAAUGAACAAGCACCGGGACAUGCGGUUAGGUGUAUAUGGAGCCCUGGGAUUUGCUCAAGGACUUGUAGUGUUAGGCAGUGCAUUUGCCAUGGCUAUAGGCAAGAUAAGGGCCUCAAAAGGACUACACAAAUCAAUGUUAGACAACAUCCUUCAAAGUCCGCAGAGUUUCUUUGAUGCCACACCACUUGGACGAAUCAUUAAUCGUUUCAGUAAAGAUAUUGACACGAUCGAUUUGUUGAUUCCUGCGAAUAUAACAAUGUUCCUCACGGUUAUGCUGAUUUCGCUGGCCAGUAUCAUAGUUAUCGCUAUGAGCACUCCCUAUAUUUUGGCAAUCAUGAUCCCCAUUGCCAUCGUGUAUUUCUUUGUACAGCGAUUUUACGUAGCAACAAGUCGACAAUUAAAACGUCUGGAAUCAGUUUCUAGAUCUCCAAUUUAUUCUCAUUUUGGUGAGAGUGUUACUGGGGCCAGUACUAUACGUGCUUAUGGUCAAAGAGACAGAUUUAUCCAAGAAUCUGAGGCCUAUGUAGACAAGAACCAAAUCUGCUACUAUCCUAGCAUAGUCUCCAACAGGUGGUUGGCUAUCAGACUGGAGCUUGUGGGGAACUGUAUUGUGUUAUUUGCAGCCUUAUUUGCUGUUAUUGGUCGGGAUCAUCUCAGCGCAGGAAUUGUCGGCCUUUCCAUCACAUAUGCCUUGAAUAUUACUCAAACAUUGAACUGGAUGGUACGUAUGACCAGUGAAUUAGAGACCAACAUUGUGGCAGUUGAGAGGGUGAAGGAAUACUCUGAAACACCCACUGAGGCAGAUUGGAUUGUGGAGGACAAUAGACCAAGUGAAGCUUGGCCAGAGCAAGGUGUUGUUGAGUUCACAGACUACAGUACCCGCUACAGAGAGGGCCUAGACCUCGUCCUCAAGGGAAUCUCUUGUAAGAUCAAUGCAGGAGAGAAGGUAGGCAUAGUUGGCCGCACAGGCGCAGGGAAGUCUUCACUCACACUGUCUCUGUUCCGCAUCAUUGAAUCAGCAGAGGGGUCCAUUAGUAUAGAUGGCAUCGACAUCUCCAAGAUAGGUCUACAUGACCUCAGAUCAAAGCUUACAAUUAUACCACAGGACCCUGUCCUGUUUUCUGGCACUCUACGUAUGAAUCUAGACCCGUUCAAUACAUACAGCGAUGAUGACUUGUGGAAGGCCCUCGAAUAUGGACAUCUCAAGUCUUUUGUCACAUCUGUCCAGGCUGGCUUGGAUUAUGAGUGUUCUGAAGGAGGAGAGAAUCUAAGUGUUGGACAGAGACAAUUGGUGUGCCUUGCAAGGGCGUUAUUAAGAAAGACAAAGAUUCUUAUCUUAGAUGAGGCCACAGCUGCAGUUGACCUGGAGACAGAUGAUCUCAUACAAAGCACUAUUAGAACUCAGUUCUCUGAAUGUACUGUCCUAACUAUAGCUCAUAGACUUAAUACAAUUAUGGAUUAUACCAGAAUCAUGGUCUUAGAUGCUGGUAAAGUAGCAGAGUUUGAAGCCCCUCAAGAUCUACUCCAGAAUAAAGACAGCAUAUUCUAUGGUAUGGCUAAAGAUGCCGGCUUGGCUGACUAGAAAAUAUCAUCUAUAGUACUAAGACCAAAGACUAUGUGGAUAAAGACAUAAGCCUUGCUGAUUAGAAACUAUCAUUUACUGUACAACUUAUAUUCUAUUGUACGGCUAAGGGGCCUGUCUACCUGACUAGAAACUACUAGAAUAGUAUCAUCAACAGUACAAAGAUUAUAAUGUAUAUUCUAUGGUGUUGCUAACAACACUGUCCUUGCUGACUAGAGACUAUCAUCUGCUGUUUAAAGAUUGUAUAUUCUAUUGUAU